Plenodomus lingam JN3 is the source of this 1167-nucleotide messenger RNA. RefSeq lists its product as uncharacterized. Lineage: Eukaryota; Fungi; Ascomycota; Dothideomycetes; Pleosporales; Leptosphaeriaceae. Gene Ontology annotation, molecular function: ubiquitin protein ligase activity; metal ion binding. Gene Ontology annotation, cellular component: nucleus. The record is from RefSeq and is a predicted model, not a curated record.
AUGCCACCACCCAAAUCGGUCUUCACUUCCCAUGAGAGGAACGCGCUAAAAGACCGAUGGGGCUCCCAAACCACCCGCCUAACCCGUGACUCCUUUCUCCCCUUUGGAUCCUGCCAACUCUGUCUCCUCCCCUCCGUAGACCCCGUCUGCUGUCCCCAAGGCGACCUCUUCUGCCGCGAAUGCGCAAUGACGAACCUGCUCGCCCAACGCAAGGAAAUCAAACGCCUGGAAAAACUCGCCGAGCGUCUCAAGCACGAGGACGCGGACCAAAAGGCCCGCGAAGAGGAGGAAGCAAGAGUACGCGCCGUCGAGGACUUUGAAGCCGUGCAAAUGGGACUCUCAGUCAUGCCGGCGGCAGCAGCCAGAGGCACGAGCAAGGACAGACGGGAUGAGAACAGCAUCUCCCAGCAAGACCAACACCAUACCGACCCAACCAACCCCACCUCCCCACCCCCAAAAGGCACAAAGCGCAAAUUCGCCCUCGACGAAGAAGAACUAUCCCGCAUCGCCACCUCAGACCUCACAACCGCAAAACGCACCCUCGCCCACCAACGCUCCGCCUCCAAGCCCAAUCUCCCUAGCUUCUGGAUCCCAACCCAAACACCAACACAGCACCACCACUCCCCCGCCCCUCAAAAACUCUCCCCAACUUGUCCCGCAAGCUCCCCGCAAACCUCACAUUCGCUAUCCUUGAAAACCCUUAUCCCCGUACAUUUCCACCUCGAGCGUGACACCUCUGCCUCGGCAGCAACAGCAGCAGCACCACCCAAAACCCCAAACAUGCCCACUUGCCCAAGUUGCCAGAAACCCCUCUCAAACAGCACAAAAGCAUCACUAGCCAUACCCUGCGGCCACGUCCUUUGCAACCCCUGCGUCGCCAAGUUUCUAAACCCACAGCACAGACACCAGCGCGACGCGCAUGCCCAGCUGGCCGAGGAGGUUUCCCACGUUUUGCACUGUUAUGUUUGUGAUGCGGAGUUGGGUGGGGUCGGGCUGGGUAAGGCGAAGAAGGAUAGGGGGAGGGAAAAGGAAGGGGAGGGCAAGGGCAAGGGCAAGGAAAGUAGGGGGCGUGGGUUGGGCUUGGUGGAGAUUAGGAGUGAGGGGACGGGGUUUGCGAGUGCGGGGGCGGCGGUGGUUAGGAAGGAGGGGGUUGCGUUUCAGGUGUAG